GUGGGAUUAUUGGCCAUGCAUACAAUUUGGAUUAGGGAACACAACCGUAUCGCCAGAGAGUUACGCACAAUUAACCCGCACUGGGAAGGGGACGUCUUGUUCCACGAAGCGCGGAAAAUCGUGGGCGCGGAAUUGCAACACAUAACCUUUAAGCACUGGAUGCCCUACGUACUCGGACCUAAAGGCAUGGAUAUGUUGGGCCAAUAUCAAGGAUACGAUCCAACCGUAAAUCCGUCUAUAUCCAAUGUGUUUGCCACAGCUGCCCUCAGAUUCGGCCAUUCCAUCAUUAAUCCGGUUUUGAGCCGGCUAGACGAUAACUUCACUACUAUUCCUCAGGGAGAUCUAUCUUUGGGAAAAGCGUUUUUCACACCAUGGCGUUUGUCUGACGAAGGUGGUACGGACCCGUUGAUGCGCGGGUUCUUUGCUGUACCCGCUAAAAGAAAAAUGCCCAAACAGAACCUUAACGAUCAGUUAAUCGAUCAUUUGUUCACAUCGGCACACGCCGUAUCAUUAGACUUGGCGGCGAUGAACAUACAACGUAGCAGAGACCACGGAAUUCCCGGUUAUACCGAAUGGAGGACAGUGUGUAACAUGUCUAAAGCUGAAACUUUCGAUGACCUCAAAAACGAAAUCAGCGAUAGCGAUGUGAGAAAUAAACUCAAGGAACUGUACGGUCACCCGGGUAAUAUCGAUGUUUGGGUUGGUGGAAUUCUCGAAGAUCAAGUAGCAGGAGGUAAAGUCGGCCCAUUAUUCCAAUGUUUGUUGAUAGAACAGUUUAAAAACUUAAGAAAUGGUGACAGAUUUUGGUACGAGAACCCUUCGACUUUCAGUCCAGCAAAACUCACACAAAUCAAACAAGCGUCACUUGCUAGAGUUCUCUGCGAUAAUGGAGACAAUAUCACUUUGAUAUCUAAAGAUGUGUUCAAGUUACCAGAGCUACAAUCACCCAAGUUAUUACCAUGUAAAUCGAUUCCUAGUAUUGACCUGAGACUUUGGUUUGAAUGCAACGGAGAUUGUCCGGGAGAAAAUUCGUCUAAAGAAAAGGAAGAAAUGAGGUCCAAAGAUGCAUUAGUCAAAGUAAUGAACAUGACUGAGGGGAAACUAGAAGGCCUAAAGUCAGUGGUUGACGGGCUUAAAUUGGAUAUUAAGAGAUUAAAACGCGAAAUUAGACAGUUGACAAGAGUCAAUAACAGUGGUUGUUAUGAUGAAACGGUUAAAAGAAGGCGCAGAGAAGGACGAACUUGGGUUUCUAAUAAAUGUACUAAAUGCGAAUGCCGAAAUUCUCUAAUAUUAUGCAAAAGUUUGUGUUGAAACAGACGUUCAAAGGUAUUAUAAAAACACCAGUUUUUAUUUUGUAUAUGAUAAAAUCAAAUCCAACAAAUUAAUAUACAAUGUGUGAUACCAGGUUUCACAGUCUGAAUCGAUUUUAUAUUUUUUUGUACUAUGUCGA
Messenger RNA from Diuraphis noxia (Russian wheat aphid), 1450 nucleotides. It is a transcript of the gene Pxn, whose product is annotated as Peroxidasin. The record is from RefSeq and is a predicted model, not a curated record. Gene Ontology annotation, molecular function: protein binding; heme binding; peroxidase activity. Lineage: Eukaryota; Metazoa; Arthropoda; Insecta; Hemiptera; Aphididae. Gene Ontology annotation, biological process: response to oxidative stress.